Fusarium venenatum is the source of this 1113-nucleotide messenger RNA. Lineage: Eukaryota; Fungi; Ascomycota; Sordariomycetes; Hypocreales; Nectriaceae. The record is from RefSeq and is a predicted model, not a curated record.
AUGACUGACAACACUGCUUCUUCUCCAAAGCAAUCACCCCGGUCUCCUAUCUCGCAAAAGUCGGCGGCAAGUCGUGAGGCUGCGGAAGCUGCGGGUCUUCAUGAUGCUGAACAUUGGGCCAAUCUAGCACAAGAACCUCAUGAUGACGAUACUGAUUCAUCGCUUGGUAGUGACGCUGACUCGUCGACGGCAUCCAUGAAUUCUAGUAUUCUCAACUACCGCACUAUCAAGGGGAGAACUUACCAUUCGGAAAGAGGCAACGCUGAAUAUUGGGCAUCCAACGACGAUCAACAGAACGAGGCUAUCGACAUCAUUCAUCACUACCUCCUACUGGCCCUCGAUGGAAAGCUUCACUUGGCUCCAAUAGGGGACAAUGCAAAGGAAUUUGGGCAAUGUAUGUUCACACUGACGAAAGGCGAGACCGUCAUGACUGAUUCUGCUAGCGACUUUGCGGAUGAGCAUCCAGAUGCCGAACAAGUGAUAGGAACUGACAUCUCCCCUAUUCAACCUAGUUGGGUACCUCCCAAUGUCAAGUUUGAGAUUGAUGACUGUACGCAACCAUGGACCUUUUCGCCUAACACCUUUGACUACAUCCAUAUGCGAUAUCUGUAUGGUUCCAUUAGUGACUGGGGAUCUUUAUUUCAAGAAGCAUACCGCGCUUGUAAGCCAGGUGGCUGGGUCGAGAGCUUCGAGGCAUCAACUCGCUUAGAGAGCGACGAUGGUAGUGUUCAAGAAGGUAGUGCCAUGAGCGAGUGGGGCAAGUUCUUCAUCGAAGGUGGUAAGAAGCUAGGAAGGACGUUUACUAUCAUCGAUGACGAUCUUCAAAAGCAGGGCAUGGAAGAAGCAGGGUUUGUAGACAUAGGUACUUGGGACUUCAAGGCUCCUGUUGGCUCCUGGCCCAAAGAUCCAAAGUUGCAAGAGAUUGGCAAAUUCGGGCACGCAGCGAUGGACCAGGACUUGGAGGGAUUUGUGCUUUACAUGGCCAGUUUUGUCCUUGGCUGGUCAAAGGAGGAGGUGACGGUGUAUUGCUCUCAACUACGACGCGAGUUGCGAAACCCGAGACAUCACCCGUAUUGUCGGAUGAGAAUUGUGUAUGGAAGGAAACCUGAGUAA